CUUCGUCGGAGCCUGUUGCUCGUGCAGGGGAUAGAGCCGCAUGAGGAGGAGAGAGCGCUGGAGUAAAUUGCCUUGCUCUGUUGUUUUCCCCAGUUGCUGUCGGGGUAGCGGCGACUCGCGUUCAAAAAGGCAAAUCCUUUCGAUCAGAGCGCGGCGCCCGCCCCUCUCUGAAGUUCCCUGAUGCCAACUUUUGCCCGGCUCGCUGCUCUUCUGCAGCAGCGCCAGCCCGACGCUGGCAGCUGAAGCUCUGCAGCCGGCGGCUCCCGACCUCAAAGCCCCGCCGAGAUGACCCCGAGCCGAGCGUGGCUUUUGUGUACCAUUUGCAGCCUGGCGGUGGCCUCGCCGACCGCCGCGGUGCAACUUCAGCAGGGCAUGCCAAAUGUAUGUCUUGAGCAAGAACUGGCAAUGGUGGGACAUCGUCAACCAUGCGUUCAAGCCUUGACCCGUUCAGUGAAGACGUGGAAGCAGGAGUGUGCAGCACAAAGAUGGUGCAUGGUCUAUGAGAGAAGGACAAGCUAUUACACCAUCUAUAAGCAAGCGUACAGCAUGGAACACCACACUGUCUUUAAGUGUUGCCCUGGAUGGAGCCGGAAGAAUGAUGAUGACCCUGGAUGUCUUUACUCUGUGUGUGCUGUAGGCACUUGCUUCAAUGGAGGGAAAUGCUCUGGUGGGAUUUCCCAGAUGUGCCAGUGUCCAGUAGGAUUUCAGGGCCCAUGCUGUCAGUACGUGAAGGUGUGGGGAGAACUUCUGCAGUUUCUGCUCCCUAACAAAAUCAAAGUACUUUUGGGUGGAUGGGAUACUUACAAUUUGAAGAGCUGGCUUUUUAACAAAAGGUUAAACAAAGAUGUAAAUGAAUGUGCCAAUGCAAACGGAGGCUGUCAGGACCAAUGUUGCAAUACAGUUGGCAGCUACUACUGCAAAUGUCCAGCUGGCCAGAAACUGGGAGAUGACAGGACGUCUUGUGAAGAGAUUGACCUUUGUGCAAGUGGAAAUGGAGGGUGCUUACACGUCUGCCGAAAUGAGACUGGACUUGCAAAAUGUGAAUGCUAUUCUGGAUACCACCUUUCUGCAGAUGGGAAAUCCUGUGCAGAUGCUGAUGAAUGUGCAGAAGGGACGGCUAAGUGUACUCAUCGCUGUGUGAACACUUUGGGCUCCUUUGCCUGCCUUUGUAAUCCUGGAUUUGAACUAGGAGCUGAUGGAAGGCAAUGCUACCGUAUUGAAAUGGAAAUUGUCAAUAGCUGUGAAAACAACAACGGAGGUUGCCUACAUCACUGUGAGCACUCCACCAAUGGGCCACUCUGUUCUUGUAAUCAAGGUUACCUCUUGGAUUUAGAUGGAAAGACAUGCAUAGAUUUGAAUGAAUGUAAGACUGGGGAUGCCUGCUGUUCACAGUUCUGCAUCAACUGCUUCGGAGGAUAUGAGUGCAGCUGCAAGGCAGGGUUCCGGCUUCAUCUGGAUGGCUGCGAGUGUGAUGAUGUGGAUGAGUGCCUAGCCGACACGGAUGGCUGUGAACAGUUCUGUAUUAAUUCUUUGGGCUCUUAUGAAUGUACAUGUGGGGAAGGAUACAGGCUCAGCACUGCUGACAGACAGUCUUGCAUCUCAUUAGAUGAAGAUGAGCUGGAAGAGGAGGAGGAAGAACUGGAGAUUGCCCCAGUUCCUGACCUUCACUUCAGAAGACCACCUCAGCUCCUUCACUUCAGUACAUCACUAGAUUCAUUCUAUGAGGAUGAGGAAGAAGAUAUUCAUGGAGAACUCACUCUUGUACACAAAGUUGUUUGCCUGGAUCACAUGUUUGGUAAUGACUGCAGUUUAAGUUGUUCUGAUUGUAUGAACAAAGGGAAAUGCAACAGUGACAAUAGUAGUUGUGACUGCCCACCUGGGUGGAUUGGCAUUAUCUGUAAUGAAACCUGCUCUGCGGGGACUUAUGGAAAAGAUUGCAGCAGCCUCUGCAAGUGUCAGAAUGGAGGUUCCUGUGACCCGGUAACAGGGUGGUGUCGUUGCCCACCAGGAAUUAAUGGGAAGUUUUGUGAAGAUGGCUGCCCCAAAGGACAUUUUGGGAAGCGCUGUAACAAGAAAUGUAAUUGCGCUAACAAUGGAUACUGCCACAGAUUGUAUGGAGCCUGUUUGUGUGACCCAGGGCUAUAUGGUCGCUUCUGCCAUCUAACCUGUCCAAAAUGGGUCUUUGGAGCUGGUUGCUCAGAGGAGUGCCGGUGUCUGAAGGAGAACACUCUGGAUUGUGAUCCUAGAAAUGGUACUUGCACCUGCAAACCAGGCUAUGAAGGAAGCAAGUGUCAAAAAGAGUGCUUACCUGGUUUUUAUGGAGCAGCCUGUCAACAGAAAUGCAGCUGUUCUGGUCCUUCCAUGUGUGACCAUGAAACUGGGGACUGCAGAUAUCCAUGUCCUGCAGGUUUCUAUGGAGAAAAGUGCCUCUACCAGUGCCCUGAUGGUUUCUGGGGUGCAAACUGUCACUUUGUCUGUGAACCCUGCGAGAAUGGAGGCCAGUGUAACAAAGUAACUGGCAUAUGUGAAUGCCCUUCAGGAUACAUUGGGAAAAACUGUAACACUUCUUGUCCCGCUGGUUACCAUGGGGGAAAAUGUUCGCUGCAAUGCAGCUGCAAUAUCAAUGCUCAGUGUAACCCUGUCACUGGUGAAUGCACAUGUCCCCCAGGUUGGAUCGGCCAUGAGUGCAAGCAGCCUUGUGGUUCUGGCUCCUGGGGACAGCUUUGUGGGAACUUAUGUGACUGCAGGAACAGUGAUGGCAGCUGCGAUCCCAUUACUGGAAUUUGCUUCUGUGAAGCAGGAUAUACCGGGAAACAUUGUGAGCAGAGAUGUCCCGAGGGAAGCUUUGGCCUGAGCUGCAAACACAGCUGCCAGUGCAGAAAUGGAGCCACCUGUGACCAGAUGAGCGGGGCCUGUACUUGUGCAGCUGGCUGGAUGGGAACCUUUUGUGAGAAAGAUAGAUGUGGAAACCGGAUGGAAUGAACUUAUGAAUACACACAAAACUAUUACGGACUGAUUAGA
Molecule: messenger RNA, 3021 nt
Organism: Rhineura floridana
Lineage: Eukaryota; Metazoa; Chordata; Lepidosauria; Squamata; Rhineuridae
Product: multiple epidermal growth factor-like domains protein 6
Exons: 22
Coding region: 286-2982 (898 amino acids)
Molecular function (GO): calcium ion binding; protein binding
Source: RefSeq, a predicted model, not a curated record